Oncorhynchus mykiss (rainbow trout) is the source of this 5122-nucleotide messenger RNA. It is a transcript of the gene ddr2l, whose product is annotated as discoidin domain receptor family, member 2, like. Gene Ontology annotation, biological process: cell surface receptor protein tyrosine kinase signaling pathway; positive regulation of kinase activity; protein phosphorylation. Gene Ontology annotation, cellular component: plasma membrane; signaling receptor complex. The record is from RefSeq and is a predicted model, not a curated record. Lineage: Eukaryota; Metazoa; Chordata; Actinopteri; Salmoniformes; Salmonidae. Gene Ontology annotation, molecular function: protein tyrosine kinase collagen receptor activity; collagen binding; ATP binding.
UGUAAAAAUUACAUUGGAACUUUUUUCCUUGUGUGCUGAUCCUCAGGUCCAUUGUAAUACACCGAGAAUCAUCCACUUUUUUGCGAUAAUGAUCCGGAAAUUUUAAUCAACAAGCGUGUCCGAAGGCCAGUCGAGUUGGGAAAGACUAUUGUCGGGAUCCCGUCAAUAACUCAAAUCAGAGAUGUAGCCUCUGUCUAUAUCUGUCCUCAGACAUUUAAGGCCCACCAUGCUGCUCUAUCUGCUGCUGGUCUUUCAAGCCAAUGCCAAUGCCCAGAUCGACCCAGCCCACUGUCGCUACCCUCUUGGCAUGGAGGAUGGCAGGAUCAAAGACCAUGACAUCACCGCCUCCAGCCAAUGGUACGAGACCACUGGGCCACAAUAUGCCAGGUUGAACCGGGAGGAGGGUGACGGGGCGUGGUGCCCAGCGGGACUCCUACAGCCCUCUGACACCCAGUACCUGCAGGUCGACCUGGGCCAGCUCACCUUCCUGACAGUGGUGGGAACACAGGGCCGCUAUGCCCGGAACUCGGGUAAAGAAUUCGCCCGCAUGUACCGCCUGAACUACAGCCACGACGGCCAGCUCUGGAGAUCCUGGAAGAAUCGCCUUGGCAAUAAGACGAUGGAGGCGAAUGACAACGCCUAUGUCUCUGUGAUCAAAGACCUUCACCCGCCCAUCAUCAGCCGCUACAUCCGUCUCAUCCCCGUCACCAAGAUGCCCACCACUGUGUGUAUGAGACUGGAGCUGUACGGCUGCCCCUGGCACGACGGCCUGACAUCAUACAGCUCUCCUGAAGGUCAAGUGAUGAUGCCUCCUGGGUAUCCCAUUGCCAGCCUCAACGACUCCACAUACGACGGCGCCCACGAACGAGGGAAACUGUCUGGGGGGUUGGGUCAGCUGACGGACGGUGUGACUGGUCAAGAUGACUUCCUGGUGACGCGGCAGUACCAUGUAUGGCCUGGAUACGACUAUGUGGGCUGGAGGAACGGGAGUCUGGGCUCUGGCUAUGUGGAGAUGGAGUUUGUCUUUGACAAGCAAAGGAACUUCACCUCCAUGAAGGUGCACAGUAACAAUAUGUUCUACCGCGGGGUGAAGAUCUUCUCCUCCGUGUCCUGCUCUUUCAAGCCUCGUCUCAUUGCUAACUGGGAGACCGAGCCGGUGGAGUUCCGUACGGUGCUGGACGACCGUAACCCCAGCGCUCGCUAUGUGACCGUGCCUCUGGGACGCCGUAAUGCCAAGGCCCUGCGCUGCCGUUUCCACUUCGCUGAUGUGUGGAUGAUGUUCAGCGAAAUCUCCUUCCAGUCAGCAGACACCGUGAUUCCUACUCAGAUAACCCUGGCGGUGACAUCCCCUUGGCCCAAGGAGGAGAGCUCCAUGCCCACCACCCACAAGACUGUGACAACCCCAUCAACCAAGGACCAACCGGAUGAUGGGAACACCCCUAUUCUGAUUGGCUGUCUGGUGACGAUCAUCCUGUUGCUCGUGGUGAUCAUCUUCCUGAUCUUGUGGUGCCAGUAUGUGUGCAAGGUGCUGGAGAAGGCUCCACGCCGUAUCCUCGAGGAGGAGGUCACCGUGCGCCUGUCCUCCAGUAGUGACACCAUCAUUCUACAGACCCCUCCCGUGCCCCCCCGGGUCUCUCAGAUGGACCACCCGUACGAGCGCGUCUUUCUCCUGGACCCUCAGUACCAAGACCCAGCCGGCCUCAGGAACAAGCUGCCUGAACUGUCUCGGAGUGCAGAGACCUCAGCGUGUGGUGGGGGCUAUGCGGAGCCCGAUGUGACCCAGUGCACGCCUCACCAGUGCUUCCAGAGCAGCGUGCCGCACUACGCCGAGACGGACAUCGUAAGCCUGCAGGGUGUGACAGGCAGUAACAUGUAUGCCGUGCCUGCGCUCACCGUCGACUCGCUCACCCGCAAGGACAUCUCCGUGGCAGAGUUCCCCCGCCACCGGCUGCUCUUCAGGGAGAAGUUGGGGGAGGGGCAGUUUGGGGAGGUCCACCUGUGUGAGGCUGAGGGUCUGCCUGAGUUUCUGGGGGAGGGCGCCCCCCUUCCCGACCGGGACGGACGGCCUGUCCUGGUGGCGGUGAAGCAACUGAGGGCAGACGCCACCAACAACGCCAGGAACGACUUCCUGAAGGAGAUCAAGAUCAUGUCGAGGCUCAACGACCCCAACAUCAUCCAGUUGCUGUGUGUGUGUGUGAGCUCAGACCCACUGUGCAUGGUGACUGAGUACAUGGACAACGGAGACCUCAACAUGUUUCUGUCACAGAGAGAGAUGGAGAGCACCCUGACCCACGCCAACAACAUCCCCGCAGUCAGCUUGUCAGAUCUCCUGCACAUGUCAGUGCAGAUCUCGUCCGGCAUGCGCUACCUGGCCUCUCUGAACUUUGUGCACCGAGACCUGGCCACACGCAACUGCCUGCUGGACCGCAGACUCACCAUCAAGAUAGCAGACUUCGGCAUGAGCAGAAACCUGUACAGCAGUGACUACUACCGCAUUCAGGGGCGAGCUGUGCUGCCCAUCCGUUGGAUGGCCUGGGAGAGCAUUCUACUGGGUAAGUUCACCACGGCCAGCGAUGUGUGGGCCUUUGGCGUCACCCUGUGGGAGAUCUUCACUCUGUGUAAAGAGCAGCCUUACAGCCUACUGUCAGACGAACAGGUCAUCGAAAACACUGGCGAGUUCUUCCGGAACCAGGGCAGACAGAUCUUUCUAUACGCCCCACUGCUCUGUCCUCCCUCUCUAUUUGAGCUGAUGAUGCGUUGUUGGGACCGCGACAUCGCCGAUCGACCCACCUUCGAGGGGUUGUACCAGGCCUUACGACCACACGUGGUCCAGUGAACUUUGAACCCUGGCACAACCAACGGGCUGUCCUGAGUGAGAGGUCUAUUUAGCCUGAAUUCUCUUCUCUUAACCCCUCUGACUGACAGACAGAUGGACAGACGGACAGACAGAGAGAAAGACAGGAAUCAGACAGACAGACAUACAGACAGCGGGGAGGACUGGAAGAGGAUGCAGCGAUGUUAUCAUUUUAAGAGAGCAGGAAGUGGGUUCAGGUUAUCACUUCCAGAAUGUGGACCAUUUCUUUCAUAUUUCACAUUCUUCAGUGAUGGACCUGAAUCAUUUGAAAUCCAUGAAAAAAUGCUCUCACCCUUUUUGUCUGUUGAUGGUUUGUGUAAAUUGAAUUCUGUUCAUCCAUCUUUAUACAGUAUGUUGUGUUUUCAUGUUGAUUUUGUAUGGUAGGCCUACCAAAGAAAACAUAAUGUCCCUAAUACCGGGCCUAGUAAGAAAUCGACAACUGGACAAAUGCUUUUGUCUUGAGGUUCUGUGUUUUUUUGUGUGUAAAGCACUGCUGCCUGGUUGUCUUCCAUUUAUCCAUUGUUCCUUUUAUUAACCCCACACUGGACUAUGAUCAUGUUGAUUUGUUUGACUCAGAUUUUAUUGAUCUUUUUGAAUAUGAAUGUUAUAUAGGGCAGUUUGGAUAAGGCCUUUGGCUAAAGCAGAACUACUGUCAUAGCUAGAAUAGGACCCUAACCCUCUGACCCUAACCCUCUGAACCUAACCCUCUGACCCUGACCCUCUAACCCUAACCCUCUGACCCUAAGCCUCUGACCAUAACCCUCUGACCCUGACCCUCUAACCCUAACCCUCUGACCCUAACCCUCUGACCCUAAGCCUCUGACCAUAACCUUCUGACCCUAAGCCUCUGACCCUAAACCUAACCCUCUGACCCUAACCCUCUGACCCUAAGCCUCUGACCCUAACCCUCUGACCCUAACCCUCUGACCCUAACCCCCUGACCCCAAGCCUCUGACCCUAACCCUCUGACCCUCUAACCCUAACCCUCUUACCCUAACCCUCUGAUCCUAACCCCCUGACCCUAAGCCUCUGACCCUAACCCUCUGAUCCUAACCCUCUGACCCUAACUCUAACCCUCUGACCCUAACCCUCUGACCCUAACCCUGCUUUAGAGAGGGUUGGGGAGCUACAAUGGACUGAUGAUGAGGAAUAGAAAGCACUGUCCCCUUGGAGAUGUCUAAAGCAAGGCACUGUCCCGCUGGAGAUACCCACCGCAAACUGUGCAGCCUUAUCAGAUAGCAUUAAAGCUAGUUAGCAUUAUUAGAUGUCAUUAGCUAUCCCCUACAGAGAUUCAGUCUUCUGGAUUGAGUAGCUGGAGGCUGGUUAGCGUUGGUCCAGGGGCGUUUGUGAGCGUUCCAGUGGAGGAACACGCACUGACGGUGACGUGGACCAGAGCUAGAAGCUGGACAACGGUGACGUGGACCAGAGCUAGAAGCUGGACAACACUCUUUACGAGUAUACAGUACCUAGCAUGUUGCUGUGGCCAAGCCUCUGAUCACACAGUAGCUAGCAUGUUGCUGUGACCAAGCCUCUGAUCACACAGUAGCUAGCAUGUUGCUGUGACCAAGCCUCUGACCAAACAGCUGUUGUGUUCACAGCUCCGCCUUCAGAUGAAUUGAGCCAUAGCAAUAGAAUUACUGCUGUACGUCCCUGUUCUAGGGAACAGGGAAGUUACUGCUGUACUUCCCUUCGCCUGUUCUAGUACACAUAUUUCUAUGAUUGUAGCUGGCUUGCAUAGAAUUCAUUCUGAGUUGCAGGGGAUUGAAAUGAAGGUUAACCUUAAUUGUGGUUGUAAAUAUAAUUGAAAAGCGAUCUCUGUGUAGAUGUCACAUGUCCAUUGGGAGAUCAAUCGAUAUUGUCAUGUUAGUGUAAAAGUUUUAAAAAGCCAAGUUUUACUUUUUUUGUUAUUUCAAAACAUUAUUCCCCCCCCCUAUUUUAAGUACAUUUAUUUGUAUUGCUGCAUCCUCUGUUGCCACAAUAUCUGAGUGAAUGAACAGGCAUCAAGUGUUUAAAAGUGGCUGACACCAAAGAUCUCAACAUUGAAAUCAGCUUCUGACAUUUCUUGUGUUGUCAUUGUUAAGGUUAUUAACAUUAAUGUCAAUGUGUUGUGUUGUUCACCUGUACUGUAUCUGAUACUUCACGGUGUGUCUGCUGGGAGGAGGGGCUCUGCUGGGAGGAGGGGCUCUGCUGGGAGGAGGGGCUCUGCUGGGAGGUGGGGCUCUGCUGAGAGGAGGGGCUCUGCUGAGAGGAGGGGCUCUGCUGAGAGGA